CCCACAUAGACGCAGAGGUCUGCGCGUGUAACAGAACUGGACCGUCUCAAAGUUCUGUCGGUACCGGGGUUCGCUCAGAAAAAUGCCGGUCAUCAUUUGUGGACCUAAAGUAGCCGCAUGUGGGCUUGUGUUGAGCCUGUGGGGGGUCAUAAUGUUGGGUCUGUUGGGGAUCUUCUUCAGCAUUCACUCUGCUGGCCUGAUUGAAGAUGUUCCUCUGACAGAGUCUGAUGCAAUACCAGGAGAUCCAAAUGUAGCUCAGAAGAUCUACAGCCUUUAUGACAAGGUGAGCUACAACUGCUUCAUCGCAGCUGGCAUCUACCUGCUGGUGGCCGGGUUCUCCUUCUGUCAGAUUAGACUCAACAAACAGAAGGAGUUCCUGGUACGUUAGCGCCCCCCGCUGGCCGGAGGAGAUCCCAGCACCACUUGGAAUCAGAACCGACACUGUGAGAUUAGGACAAUGCUCUGCAUCUUCAUGUAUUUUCAAUGAUAUGGAUCUACCUCUGAUCAGAAGAGCUUAAAUUAGUGGAUUUUGCACUUAAAUGGCUGAACUUAAAUAAUUAUAUUUUUUUCUGAGUCUGAAUUAUUUUUUGUAGUAUUUGUGUAUUCGCUCUGUCAGGUGUACUGUAUUACAACAAAUGUGUUUUAUAUAAUUCUAUAAAUAUUUCCUGUAUGUCCGUUGAUAUAUAUUUUUUAAUUUACUUGUUCUAGCUUUUGGAUCAUGUUCAUCUUUCCGUUGUAUCCACCAGUGACAAGUGUUCUCCUGUUUUUAUGACUGUUGAAACACUAUUAGUCUGUAACACAAGAACCAAACAGAUCGUCAGCUGCUGUUUAAUGAAUGAUACACACAAACAAAACAUGGAAUCAUUGAACGUACAGUGACUCCUGGUAUUAUGAGCAUGAGCAAGUACAAAUUCUAAUAGAAAUCCCAGAGUCCCAUAUCGUCAAACCGCUGGUAUUGGAGCCACAGCAAGGAUAAAAAAUGUGAUAUUAAGAGAAAAAAAUUAAACAAUAUGAUUAUAAUAAAGUUGUAAUAUUGUGAAAAUGCAAUUGUAUGAUUAAAGUGUUGUAAGAGCUGUAAAGAAUAGUCAUAUAUCUAUGAAAUACAUACCAUAAUACUUUAAGAAACGUCAAAAAAAAAAAGCCUUGAUAUUGUGCCACAUAAUUUCUGAAUUUCUCUUCUAUACAGAUGAAAUUAAAACUUCAAUAACUUUUUUCACAUAAUAUACGGAAGCGGAUUAGGGCCACUGGGGAAAAAAAAAAAAUUAAGGUCCAAUAUAAAUUUUUUUAUUAUUAUUCUGAGAAAAAAAAAAUCAGAACUCUGAAUUUAAUCCCAGAAUUUAGACUUUUUUCUCAUACUAAUACUACAAAAAUAUAUAUAUUGGACCUUAAUUUUUUUAUUUUUUUCAGUGGCCCUGAUCCUCUUCCGUAAUAUUAAGACUUUAUUCUUCAAAUACGUUUUUUUUUUUUUUUACCUUGUUGUCCUGAUGCAUCUUCCUACUGCUGCUGUUAAACCAAUACAAUUGUCACUAUUUUAUUUCAUAGACACACACUGCAACAAUGUUCAUAUUUCAGAAUCUGAAAUAGCUUUACAUGUGAAUGAUGGCGUUCAUGAAUGAAUCAUCCAGUGGACACAAACCAAGACACUGGAGUGUGAAAGUUAAUAUUUAGUAAAUAUACCACAGUUCAAUACUGCAGCACCGCCAUAGUUGUGUCUACAUUUCAUAAUAGUUUUGUAACUUGUGCUUCUUGUUUCAGAUUCUGCCAUGUGUUUUUUCUGUACAUGUAUGGAAAUGUUUUGCAUUCCUUUAACCAGCGAUACCUAUAAAAAUUAUUUAUGAUUGGUGCACAAACAUUUCAAUAAAGUACAAACCAGUGAA
Sphaeramia orbicularis (orbiculate cardinalfish) is the source of this 1877-nucleotide messenger RNA. RefSeq names its product ribonuclease kappa-B-like. Lineage: Eukaryota; Metazoa; Chordata; Actinopteri; Kurtiformes; Apogonidae. The coding region runs from base 83 to 388 and encodes 101 amino acids. Gene Ontology annotation, molecular function: RNA endonuclease activity. The record is from RefSeq and is a predicted model, not a curated record. The transcript is spliced from 4 exons. Gene Ontology annotation, biological process: nucleic acid metabolic process.